UGAAGAAAUAUUCUUUCUAAAUUGUUAAUCUAAUGGAUAAUUUACGUGAGAAUUGUGAAUUUUUUAAAUACUUCUUAUGAUAGUAUGAUAGACUGUUGUAUAAUAUUAAAGUACAUUAUAUUUAUGACGAGCUAAAAAUAAUGGUUGAUUUAAUGUUGCGUGUCCAGGGUAACACUAAAAAUCUGAAGAUUAAAAAGAUUCGUGGUUGCAGAUCUAGUUGAAGAUUAUGUUUAUAAACAUUCGUAUUUAAAAUUAAAAUUCUAAAAGGGAAGAAUCAAGACAACACAAUGUGUUUAUUCUAUUCCAACUAUUGAGCUAGAGUUAUUGUUCUUCGACAUACAGAAAUUCUUUAACUUUAAAGCCAAUUCGUUUACUUUGAGCUUUAAAACUCGUUUAUCAUCAGAAACAAAGAAUUUCAACAUCUUCGGGAUCUUUGACUAGACAUGACCUCUAUCACGUGAUUUUUAGCAGUCUCUCAAGUAAAUUUUUCUUCGCCAACACCAACAGACUGCUAUUCGAACAUCCACGCGACCUAAAUUAUUACGAGGUCUGUAAAUUCACAAGAAUUACAAUUUGAAAACUUUUGCAAGGAUAAAAAAACUUUGAUUUUUAAAACAUUUUCUAUUGAAAAAAAAGAUCUCAAAGAAAUACGCAAAUUUUACCAUUAAUUAAUUCAUCAAUGAACCUACAAAAUUGUUUCAUUGGCUCUUAGAUUUGAUGAAAUAAAAAUAUUGAUAUCUGGACUACAAAACGAAGGAUCUACGCUUGCAAUUUUUUUAGACAGUCUAUUUCUUUGAGUGUGAUUUUCUCAGCUGAAAGACAUUGAAAUGUGAGCUUCGAACGUGGAGUCAAAAUGACAGCACGCGCAAGACGUGAGCAGCGAGGAAUGCAAAUGUCAAGGUUAGCAGGUCACGUGGUGUGGUGUCUCUUCUUGCUCACGUCUGCCGGUCGUUUGGUGGCAGAAGCGCUCAGUCCAGUGACGAACGACAAAGGACCUUGUCAUUCUGGGGAAUUCUAUCAGCAGGCAACUGGAUGGUGCCAAGAUUGUCCCGAGGGCACCUAUAUGGAGGAGACUGACCACAGAGCAUUGAGCUGCCAGCCCUGCACUACCCUGGAGCCCGGGGACGUGGCGGUGGUCAUUCACGCGUGCAAUCGGACAAAGGAUACAGUGUUGGGCUGUCCACACAAUUUCUAUUGCAUAGGAUUCGACCCGAUCUACGACUAUCUACCUCAGUGCACCGAGUGUUCAUCAUGUCCGUUCACUGGCGUUGCUGAACCGUGCACUCAGAACAAAGACACGGUGUGCAUUGAACAAGCUCGAACUGCAAAUUUGAUGGCCAUUAUGCCCAUUGAGCUCCAAAGCAAUACAGAAAGCUCCGAGACGCAGCAUUUAAAUGGAGCCUCACAAAUAAAAACAAAAUGGCUUCGGAUCAUCACAAUGUUUAUCAUCUGUAUCUGUGUUGUAGGCCAACUAUAAUUAUGAUCCAUUUGCAAACAUAAAAAAUUGAAAAAAAUGUGUAUGCAC
Physella acuta is the source of this 1525-nucleotide messenger RNA. Its product is annotated as tumor necrosis factor receptor superfamily member 6. Gene Ontology annotation, molecular function: tumor necrosis factor receptor activity; protein binding. Gene Ontology annotation, cellular component: CD95 death-inducing signaling complex; membrane raft; external side of plasma membrane. Lineage: Eukaryota; Metazoa; Mollusca; Gastropoda; Physidae. Gene Ontology annotation, biological process: motor neuron apoptotic process; necroptotic signaling pathway; extrinsic apoptotic signaling pathway in absence of ligand. The record is from RefSeq and is a predicted model, not a curated record.